CUCUCGUCUUCCUCCCCACGCCACGGGGAGACGAGAAGCCGAGGAGUAAACCCUACUCGCCACCACGCGUUCCCCCUCUUCCUCCCCACGGGACGCGGCGUCUCUCAUCUCCUCCCUCCCCUCGCCACUGCGCACGCAUGAUCGCUCGCUCGCUCCGACCACAACCCUUCUCCAUCCACGCGACGCGGCCGUGGAUGGAUCUUUUCCAUGGUGUGGAGUUCGCGGUUCUGCAGAUGUGGCAGUGCGAGUCGUACCUCCUCGUCGACGAGGACGGGAGGUCCGUCUACCACGGCAGCCUCGGCGGCGGCGCCUAUCUGAUCAACGCGCAGUGGGCCGUCGAGGAGAUCGUUGCCGGAGCGCCCCCCACGAGGACGCGGUACGUGCUCCUCCGCGGCGCCUACGGCCGGUACCUUGGGACCGGGGCCCCUGACGCCCGAGAUCGCAACCGCGAGCGCUGCCCCUGCUGUCCACUCCACUGCUAUUCACUCGAGGCCUCGCAGCGAGACCGCGAUGAACCGGAGGUCGACGACAUCAUGUGGCAGGCCAUCGGGUGCAGGGGCGUCCCGUGCGAGGUGGGCGAUCGCGCCGGGCCUCCAAAAAUUAUGGGUCAUAAGAUUUACGAAGUAUAGAAAUCAAUUUAAGUUGUCUUAUAUAAUAAGUAUAUAUAAUAGUUUAGUUCUUUAAGAUUUUAUUCCACAAGGAAAUAAAGGUCCGAUCUAAAUUCUAAAUUUCUU
Messenger RNA from Oryza brachyantha (malo sina), 734 nucleotides. RefSeq lists its product as uncharacterized. The record is from RefSeq and is a predicted model, not a curated record. NCBI's taxonomy places the organism in Eukaryota, Viridiplantae, Streptophyta, Magnoliopsida, Poales, Poaceae. Bases 138 to 629 code for a protein of 163 amino acids. The transcript has a single exon.